UACAAAUAAAACACACACUUUUAAAAGUGUGAAAAAAUCAGAGACCGUGCCUAAUCGCAAUGCAACAAAUCCUCCAAAAUUCAAUGCAACACACCCACCACCGCCGAUGCCAACUGCGGAGAAAUUUUUAAAAAAUCUAACAAAGUUAAACUCAGUUAAAGAUCAUUCAUCGGACGAAAAAGAGCCCAAACUAAAUCAUAUUGAAUCAAUAAAAAAAUCUGAAGACAUUACUAGUACACCUGAAAACGGAGAAUACAUUGAAACCAAUCUAGAUGCACAAUUGGAAUUCGAGAUGAAAACCAGGGAUUUGACCAGUUGCAUGGAUAAAAAUUUUGAGCCACGAGUCUAUCGACGCGGUGAUUAUUGGGUAUUACAAAAUUACAUCCGUGCAGUUCAUGGAGAGAUUCGAUGCACGGAGAGUGUCACCUAUGUUACACAUGGCGAUUAUACAUUUUUAGACAACGUGAUACCGGUUCUUGAAAGGUGGUUAGCCCCGUUGAGCAUGUCAAUAUAUACGCCAGGCACUGAUCUUCAGCCAACAAUCGACUCAAUCAAAUAUUUGCGCCAGUGUUUGUCUAAAUCACAUCUCGUGCGAAAGUUAGCCACAUUUCACAUUUUCUUCGAUAGCGAUCAUAUGCCGAAUGUUGUUCCAAAAUCCAGUGAAGUUCUGUCAGAGCCAUAUUAUUGCUCUUUACCACCACCGUAUUUGAAUGUAAAAACGAAAAGUUUGUACAAAAAUCAACAAAAUAUGAUUUACCCCAUAAAUGUGGCUCGAAAUUCAGCUCGAGACGCCGCUCUCACUCAUUUCAUAUUUGUGAGUGACAUCGAAUUAUAUCCCAGUCCAGAUCUACCGCGUACAUUUUUGGAAAUGAUUGUUCGAAACGACCCACCAUUUAAUUCAACCAAACCGAAAGUAUUUCCACUUGGCAUUUUUGAGGUAGAUAAAUCAUCGCCAGUACCAUGGACAAAGACAGAGUUACAAGAUUUAUACAAAAAAGGCAAAAUUAUUCCGUUUCACAAGCAAAUGUGCGGUAAUUGUCAUCGAAUACCAGAGGCAGAUAAGUGGAUGCAAGCCAAUGAAACUGAAGGCUUGGACAUUUUUACGGUAGGUAAACGUAAAGGUAACUUCCGCCAUUGGGAACCGAUAUUCAUUGGAACUAAUGAUGAACCAUAUUAUGAUGAACGCUUGAGUUGGGAAGGAAAAUCAGACAAAAUGACCCAGAGUCGAAUCGUGUGAUAUCUUGACUACGAGUUUUACGUUCUGGACAAUGCAUUUCUGGUUCACAGACCUGGCAUCAAAACCUUCCAUUCUGAUAGGCGAAAAAUCACACUUUCAAGAAAAAGUAAUAAACUCAUCCAUGAUGUUAUUGAACCACAAUUGAAAAUUAUUUAUGGACAUAGAGACGGUUGCUAGUUUGAGAUACGAAAAGACUUCGUUCCAUAGUUAUUCGAUCUUCAAGCGUUUCACGGUUGUUUCAUUCGGCGCGUUUUACUGUCCUGAAAGAGUGAGUGAAAAUGUAAAUUCAAUGUAAUUUCCAAGUAUAAAUGGUUAAAGAAGAAACCAGGAAAUAGAACUAAGAGGAUUUCCUCAUGUUCACUGUUAAAAAAAUGUGAGAAUUCGUGUUGUUUUUCUCUAGACUUUAUCGAUAUUGUUUCAAUGAAAGCAAUGAGUAAUAAUGACAUGAUUUGAUUAUUAUAAAUUUCCUCAGUAGAAUACACGUUUUGAUUUGUAGCAAUAAUAUUACUCUAUUAUGUACUUGAAAGUGUGUUUUUUCCCGAAAAAGGUCUAUUUUCCUGGAAGUGGUUUUGGAUUAUCCGCGAAAGAAUUCAGGUGACGUAAAGCGCGAGGAAAGAAAAGGAGAAGAAAUAGCGUAUUUUUUUUGGUUAUUUCGAUAAAUGAUAUCUAAUUAGUACCCAUAAUAAAUUAUUUGUACCUCAGAGCUGUUUAUUCGUUAAAUCUGUAUCAAUAAUGCAUUUGGCUGAUUUUGUUCUGUUCAAUCAAAUCAAAGAAUUCACUUUUGAAGUAGUUUUCAGUGGGAUAUUCAAACUUAUGGCCAAAAAAGAACUUCCGGCAGCUUCAUACUAUUCUCCACUUCCAUUGGAUUUCAACGGUCAAAGUUAGGUCAAAGUGUCUUCAGUGUAACGGAAACUAAAUACGAGUGGAGACGAUGUGCAACAAACUCGUGUAGAAAAACUUUUUGAAUGGCGAAAGUUCUUUGCCUUGUCAUGAAGUGUUGCUUCUAAAUAUCAUUUAAGUAAAAAAAAUUAAUUUGUCUUAAGAAAAAGACAGCAUUAAGUAAGAACAAUAAGCAAAAUGACCGACGAAAAUUUAAAUUGUUCAAAAAUGUUUAUUGAAAUAUUUUUGUUAAAAGUUCACAUUUCAGAUGUUGCGCAAGAUAUUCAAAAAUAGUGUUGAUUUGUUUCCAUUUAAGCGUUGGCCGAAGCACCAGCAGAGGAUGAUGAACCACUACCGCCAGGUGGAAUAAGACCACCGAGACCACCGAGACCACCGAGAUCACCGAGACUUCCAGCAGUACCGUUAAUAAGACUACUGAUAUUGCCGAGACCACCUAGAAGAUCUUAGAGAACGAUUUCAGCUAGGCACUCAUUUCACACAUCAAUUAUCCUUCAAAUACUUACUGCCAGGUAGAACAGGACCACUGAGUUGUGGAAGAGCAACACAAGCUCCAGCGAAUAAAACAGCGAUAAUGAUGAAUUUCAUUUUGAUUUAGCUUUCAAUUGACCUCUCUUAGAUGAAGCUGACAAUUCGAAUGAUUUUCUCAUCGAUUCGAUCGUCUUUUAUACACAAUUUCUACCGACAAAUCCAACCAGAAAUUUACCACGAGCAAACAAAAUGUUGCGGAACUCGGCAAAUAUUUUGAACCAUUUGACGCAUUCAAUGGGGCAAAUUUAAAACAGAUUUUCAGACGCAAAUAUUGAAAUUUUGGCUAUUUUGGGAUACGUUUUCAGUUGUUCGAUCGAUUCAUUUUGCUUCGUUUGUUUUUCAAACCAAUGAAAAAAUAUUUUUGUUCCUUAGAACUCAAGAAAUAAACACAAGGCUAACAAACGUGGCACAUGUGA
Sitodiplosis mosellana (orange wheat blossom midge) is the source of this 3081-nucleotide messenger RNA. Its product is annotated as beta-1,4-glucuronyltransferase 1-like. The coding region runs from base 107 to 1237 and encodes 376 amino acids. The transcript is spliced from 7 exons. The record is from RefSeq and is a predicted model, not a curated record. Lineage: Eukaryota; Metazoa; Arthropoda; Insecta; Diptera; Cecidomyiidae.